GCUGUCAAUAUUUGACUUCACCCAUGGCCGACACUCCCCCUUCACAUUAGUAUAAAAGGAAGAUUUCUAUAGACACAUUCAAGAUCAAAGACACUCUUCGCCCCUUCUGGAUUAGACUGGCAUCUUUGACUUUCUGUUGCUAUGGCAACAAAAUGGGGUAUCUGUGCUGCAGGAAAAAUAUGCAAUGACUUCUUAGUAGCAUUGCAGACUCUGCCAGCAGAGGAUCAUCAGGCUGUAGCUGUGGCAUCAAGAGAUUUGAAACGAGCAAAAGACUUCGCUCGAACUCAUAACAUUCACAAAGUCUAUGGUUCUUAUGAAGAGCUUGCCAAAGAUCCCAACAUUGAUGUUAUCUAUGUUGGCGUCCUCCAUACAGUCCAUCUAGAUGUAGUUCUAAUGUUCAUGGAGAACAGAAAAAAUGUGGUAUGUGAAAAGCCACUGGCCAUGAACUCUGCAGAAGUCAAGGAACUCACCUCGGCUGCUCGGCAAAAUAAUGUAUUUUUUAUGGAGGCUAUGUGGAGCCGUUUCUUUCCGGUGUAUGAGCAAAUCCGCACACUCUUAUCUCAGAAGGCAAUUGGAGAUGUGAAAGUUUUAAGGGCAGAAUUUGGUUCCAACCAGUAUCAUGUACCACGGGCGGUGCAGAAGGAGCUUGGAGGUGGUGCUCUCCUUGACAUUGGGUGUUAUUGUAUUCAGUUUGCAUUAAUGGUAUUUAACGGGGAACGGCCAGAGUCUAUCACAGCAAAAGGCUUUCUUUAUGAGACUGGAGUCGAUGAAACUGUAACCAUAAUCCUUCAAUAUCCUGGGAAACGUCAGGCCAUUCUCACUUCUACCAUCAUGGUCGCAAUGCCAAAUCAGGCUGCCAUAUGUGGCUCUAAAGGAAUGAUACAGGUUCCGUCAUGCAUGUGGUGCCCAACGUCCAUCAUCGUCAAUGGAAAAGAAACUAAAUACUCUCUCCCUCCUUCUACAAAAGCCAUGCAUUUUACCAACAGCACAGGGCUGAGUUAUGAAGCAGAACAUGUGCGUCAAUGCCUAUUGAAAGGAUUGAAGCAAAGUCCACUCAUGACUUGGGCAGACAGUGAGCUCUUGGCCAGCAUCAUGGAAGACGUUCGCACACAACUCGGAGUUACAUUCCCUCAGGACAGAACUUGACUCGCAAGGAAAAAUGUACCAAUUUCAAUAUAUUAGAGAAAUGUAUGGAUUGGUUUUUAAAGGGGAAGUGCCACCAAACAAACAGUUUUAAUAUUUUAUUUACCUAUCCCCUAUAUUUAAAAAUAUACCUUUAUGAAGUCUGAAAAAUAAAAUGAAAUCUAG
Pelobates fuscus (common spadefoot toad) is the source of this 1308-nucleotide messenger RNA. RefSeq names its product trans-1,2-dihydrobenzene-1,2-diol dehydrogenase-like. The coding region runs from base 142 to 1146 and encodes 334 amino acids. Gene Ontology annotation, biological process: D-xylose catabolic process. The transcript has 7 exons. NCBI's taxonomy places the organism in Eukaryota, Metazoa, Chordata, Amphibia, Anura, Pelobatidae. Gene Ontology annotation, molecular function: D-xylose 1-dehydrogenase (NADP+) activity; nucleotide binding. The record is from RefSeq and is a predicted model, not a curated record.